AUGCCCGGUAAUAACCGCCGAGUCUACUUCGAGGACGAAAUUCGGGAACCUGAGAUCCACGUGGGGCGCAUCAGGGGCCACAGCCGCCGUCGAAGCCGGAGCGCAGACCGAGUCCACAGCAUCGUCGACGACAUAGCCAACCUCGACCUCAACAACAUGCCGGGCCGUGAGAGCGUCGUCAGCCGCGAGCUGUACGACGAGCUCCAGCGGCAGAACCAGUACCUCCGCAUCGAGCUGCGCGAGCUGCAGAACGUCCAGCCUUGGGUCCAGCAACUCGAGCGAGAGAAGGCGGAGCUGGUCCGCGAGAACCGUGAGCUGCGCCGGUCCGCCGACUACACGUCAGAUAAUGAGGCCCGCAAGGACUCGAAACUGAGCCGUCUGCGCAAGAAGUACGCCAAGCUCGAGGCCGAGGUCAGCGAGCUCAGAGACAAGCUGGCCGAGUGGAAGACAAAAGCCACCGAGUGGCGGACCAAGUACGAGGACAUUAAGCGCCGCGAGGAAGAUGCCCAGCGCCGCUUGGCCAUCUACCGCGAGAGCAUCAGCCUCGUGGAGCAGGAGAACGCCGCCCUCAAGCGCAGCCUUGAACGCCGUCGGUACUAUUAG
This is a messenger RNA of Parathielavia appendiculata, 603 nucleotides long. RefSeq lists its product as uncharacterized. The record is from RefSeq and is a predicted model, not a curated record. The coding region runs from base 1 to 603 and encodes 200 amino acids. NCBI's taxonomy places the organism in Eukaryota, Fungi, Ascomycota, Sordariomycetes, Sordariales, Chaetomiaceae. The transcript has a single exon.